Durio zibethinus is the source of this 925-nucleotide messenger RNA. The record is from RefSeq and is a predicted model, not a curated record. Lineage: Eukaryota; Viridiplantae; Streptophyta; Magnoliopsida; Malvales; Malvaceae.
UUCCGCUAAGUUGUGCAAAGUUUUAGGUUUUGGCCAGUCUUUGUCUGUCCCUUCCCAGUAAGAAAGAGAAAUAAAAUUCAUUUUGCUUUCUAAAUCAUAAUAUAGGUAAUGUAUUUGGGCUUGAGAAUUGAUUCUUGAUAGGAUGGGGUAGCUGACAAUGCAUCCUCUCAGAGUAACCAUAGUUCCAAAAUGAAGGAGAAGCGUAAAUGAACAGCCCUUGAACCUUGCUGAAACUUUGGCAGCUGAAAAGUUUGAAGGUUGCUCUAUGCCAAAUGGCAGUUUUAAGAAGUAGUUACAAAGUAAAGAAUAUGUGCUCAAAGCAAGAAGCUUGUCACAAGUACUACAGAAAGUGACUUGGAGUAGAUCGACACCAUUUAUUCCUUCUUGAAUGAACACUUUCAAUAAUGAUUGCAAAUCUUGGGAGUCUGGGCCACCAGGAAGAUUAAAGAUGAGGAUAUCCUGGAUGUUCUUCUCUCUUUUGCUCCUGCUUCUUGCCUCAGCUGAGUUUAGCCCUGUCAUGGCUAAACGUAGGGUGUAUGCGGCAAGGAUCCCAGAGCAUACAUGUCACAAGGUUAUUGAGACAAACACAUGCGAAUUGCAGAUAUGCAUCCAGGAAUGUUCCAAGGAACCUGCUGGUGUGGGAGAUUGCAAAGACAACAUCUGUUAUUGCACAUACUACUGUAAGGAUCCCCCAAUGUGAUUCAUUUUCAUUCUGCUUCAGGCCUUUGUUGUUUUGAGUUUGUGCUAGAGAUUAGAAAUUGAGAGAGUUGGACCAUUUAAAGAUUAAGGAGAUUCAGGACUGUUUUCAAUGUCUUCCAUGUUUUAUGACAGACUUACGAUAUUUGAGUUGCCCUACGCAUCAUCGAGGCACAAAUGUCUGCAUAUGGUUAGAAUAGCACAAUGCCCAAAUGCAAAAAUGAAGGAA